This is a messenger RNA of Paracoccidioides brasiliensis Pb18, 1473 nucleotides long. RefSeq lists its product as uncharacterized. Bases 1 to 1473 code for a protein of 490 amino acids. The transcript is spliced from 4 exons. The record is from RefSeq and is a predicted model, not a curated record.
AUGGCCAUUUUGGUGGGGAUCUCUCAUAAACGUUUGCAGGCAGUUCUUUCAACCCAAGGCGGGGCUACAACCGGAAGCGGCCUUAGAUGGACUGUAUUUCUACAAACCUUCAAGCUAAACUCUUCUAUCAAAAUCAAUAGUUGUUUAACUUUUCAAGGGGUUCAUAUUUGCAGGAAUCCUACACCAGAAGUCAAUCGCUGGGUUAUGCCACUGGAUGUUGUCAUCCGCGGAUUCGCCUGCUCCGCAUCCACUGCAUCACCCUCUCAAACUCUUUACGCGAUGCAGUUUGCGACAGGAAACAGUAUUAAAGCAACUGCUGAAAGACAACGACAUACCAGAGUGAAUUGGCUUAGACCUGGACAGUGCCAGCUUAUUUCCAAUAUUAACAAUACUGUCACAGCCGGCUUCUGGCGAGGAAUGGAACCACCAAACGAGCUACGUUCGGGUCCAGGGGUUACUACAACCCCCUCAGCUACAAUAACUUUCGGUCCCUUCUUAACGCCCGCAGCCUCCGUCACUUUUGCGCCAACUCUUGUCACCAGUAUAUCUACUCCUAACAUGGAUAACAUCAAUGUUCUUGCCAUGUUAUCGCGGGGAGCAGGCCCCGAAAUGACAAUUGGGUCCUGUACAUGGCCGACUGACCAGACCACUGUCACGGAUUCAAACCACCGCACAACGGUCUAUGCACAGCUUGUCUGCGGGGACAGUGGGAACCGGGAUUGUUGUUUCUUUGGAGGAACUAGCACUACUCCGUUACGUACGUGUCCAGAAGGUUAUACGACCACUGGGGAGACUGCAUGCUGCCCACUUGGCUGGUCAAUAUUUAGUACUCUGCUCGGCACACAAAUCCCAUGCUAUUCGCAAGUUUCUACCGCUACCCCCCUUUCUACGACUCCAUCAGGGGAAGUUAGUGUCGUCACCAUCCAUACUGCUCUAUUUGCUACAAAGUACGAUCUUUUUGCCUCCGAAACCACGAAGCCACCAGCAUCUCCAGCGUCUUUAGUGGGUACAACAUCUUCAACGUCUUCAGCAGUUUUCAAACCUUUAGAAAAAUCUCCCGCCAGUUCACGGCGGCUAACUGACAGAGCAAUUGCUGGCGUGGUCAUUGGAUCCGUGUUCGGCGCCGUACUACUGCUAGGGAUUGUCCUCAUUCUUCUACGUCAAUGGAAGUCUCGAAAUUCCGAUCCUGCAAUCACUGUGGAUGACUUGAUCCGGCAGCCAGCUAUAGGUGUCCAUGAACUCGGCACAACCGAUCACCAGCACCCCUAUAUGCAACCUCGUGACGAUGCGUGGAUGACGAGAACGACAUCUACCAUCCCCCUUAAUGACAUUGGUUUCUACCUAUCGACGACUCAUUCAACAGAAAUUGCUCCCACUAUCCGGGCCAUUGAGCCACAAGAGCUGCCGGGAAAUAUGUUCAUCAACGAAUACCAUCCUGCUUAUCGAAAUGAUCCAGAGUCUUGGGAAACUUGA